Messenger RNA from Tachysurus fulvidraco (yellow catfish), 899 nucleotides. Its product is annotated as adhesion G protein-coupled receptor E1. The record is from RefSeq and is a predicted model, not a curated record. The transcript is spliced from 5 exons. NCBI's taxonomy places the organism in Eukaryota, Metazoa, Chordata, Actinopteri, Siluriformes, Bagridae. Gene Ontology annotation, molecular function: calcium ion binding. The coding region runs from base 118 to 666 and encodes 182 amino acids.
GUAGAGAUUGACUUGCCUCCAGAGGGGCAGAACUCUCAGGGCUUUCACUGUAUAUCUAAAGCUCUGUGCUUCUACAACAGAAGUAGGGCUGGAGGAGAAGUAAGAUAGAUCGACACCAUGAACUUCCUGUAUCUCCUGGUUUUGGCUCUUCUGUUAGUCGUACAGACCAGUGUGACUGCUUCUGUAAACUGUGGUCUUGGAUUUAUACAAGAUAAAGACGGUUGUGAAGAUGACAAUGAAUGUGAAGAAAAAGAAGAAAGAUGUGGUAACAAUUCAGUUUGUUACAACACAGAGGGUAGCUACUACUGUCAGUGUGAACCGGGCUACAAGGCGAAAUUAUUUAACUUCACUAUAGAUAAAGGUGGACCAUGCCAAGACAUCAACGAGUGUGAGGAGAAUAAAUCUAUCUGUGGUCCUAAUGCUGUUUGUUCUAACAAUGCCGGUUCCUAUCACUGUUCAUGUGAUACUGGUUUUGUGGCCAGCAACGGACAGGAGCACUUUAACACAAGACAGAGUGUUACAUGCAAAGAAACUAAAAGAAGUUCUGAAUACAUAACUCUGUGUGUUCCUGACGCUGAUAAGUCCAGUGCCAGAGAGCAGCAGCGGUUUAACCCGACUCUUCUCACAUUUCUACUAGUCAGUCACUGGAUACUGAAGACCUACUAGUGACAUAUUUUCUCAGGUUAAAUUUUUUUAAGCAAAUCUUACAGAUUAAUUCGUCAGAGCCACUUAGAAGACUUGUUUAAAGAAGAACAAAAAGAAACAUGUUUACUUAAAGCAGCAUGUAAAACCUUAAACCUCAUGAUAGCUGGGAUAUGAAGGUGGAAUGAUGGAAAUUCUCUGACACACAGGGCUUUUGUUUAUACUUCUUGAACUCGAAUAAAAUUUAUCUUCUGUGA